Molecule: messenger RNA, 6087 nt
Organism: Ictalurus punctatus (channel catfish)
Lineage: Eukaryota; Metazoa; Chordata; Actinopteri; Siluriformes; Ictaluridae
Gene: cep162
Product: centrosomal protein 162
Exons: 27
Coding region: 521-4924 (1467 amino acids)
Biological process (GO): cilium assembly
Cellular component (GO): centriole; centrosome; axonemal microtubule
Source: RefSeq, a predicted model, not a curated record
UGUCUGAGCUUACAGCGAAGAAGAAGAAGAACCAAUGAGCUUAAAGGGAAUCCUUCCGCGGUCACUAUAGCGGGAACCUGUGACAAAACAACAAUAAAAACAAUAAAUUGAACGUUAUUAAAUUUGAUCGAAUAGUCGGGGGAUUUUUUAAGAGGUGAUAAAAACGUGACCGUCUUAGCUAGCUGUUUGAGCGUCCUGAUUGUUGCUGUUUGAAGCAGGUAACUAGGUCUAACAUCCUAACUGACUUCCUAUUGGAUACCUGCUAGUGCACUUAACUUGGUAUGUAGUUCAUGUAAAGCAACAAAUUAGUUCAGCUCCCUAACUAGGCUGCAUCUACACCAUAUUUCACCUCGGAAGUAUGUUUUAUUUAGACUAUAGCCAGCUCACUGUCAGGCAGUUUGUUAUACACAACAAGUAACUGUCAUGUACACCUGCCUGUACUGUGUAACGUCUGUUUAUGCUAGUUAGUUAUCCCUGCUCAGGGAUAUGUACAGUGGAAGCUCGUUAAUCUGCUCUGGAAAUGGCUUAUCGACUGACACAAGAAGAGCUGGAUCAACAGUUUGAACAGUUCUUGAAAGAGUCAGUGUCCGAUGACUCGGUUGAUUUGGGCAGCAGCUCUAAGCGCCCCAGCGUUUUGGAUAGCCUAGGAAAGGCACCUCAACAGCAACAAGAGAAGAAAAGCCAGAAGUCUGUGCCUUGGUGGCAAGAGGAUGAGGACAGUGAUGAGACUCAGGGAAGAGUCCCAUCUAAGCCCAUCCCUAAACCCCGCAGCAAGGCACUUGACAAAGUUAGACAUCAAGGCAAGAUCCAUCUGCCUAAUCAAGAGCCCUCUCACAGCACAGACAGGCAGCGAAGCACUGAACACCUUACAUCAAAGUCAAAGGCUCAGUCCUCCAAAACGUCCAGUGAUUCAGAAGGAAGUAGUGCCUCAGAAGAUGACACUCUCACUGGGUCAGGUGGUACAAGACCAGUUAUGGCUGAUAAUUCCCACAGUUCCACUGAGACUGCCUCUGGUAAUCCUCCUUCAGAGAAUAGAAAGAGUGAUUCAUGGAACAGCAGCAAUGCUCUUGGGAGGACCUUCCGCAAAUCCUUAAGAAAGUCCCAAACCAUCCAGGAGGUUGAUGAAGAUCAGGCAAAGGAGCGACGUUUUCAUGAUGAGCCCAGAGGAGAGGAGGUCGUGUUCAGCCGAGACAGUCUAGAGCCAGAAGAUUCACUAAUAAUAUAUGGAUCUGCACAGAGUGCUGCUGCUUUGGGCUUGAAAACUCUGAAUGAGGAAGAGGAGCAGUCUGUGACUGAAGACUCAAGACUGAACAAAGACCAGGAAUCCUUCAGCCCUGGUCUUGUGUCUCCUCAAAGAGAAGAAGAUGUCUCUUUGACAAAGCAGAAUCAUAGUGCAGAUGGAGAAAGAGAUUUGGGUUCUGUGAAAGACACCCCAGCAUCCCCUGCUUACAGUGAUGAUUUUGAAGAUGAGGCAAGCGAUAAGGAACCCAAAGACAAGAAGCCAGAAAGGUGUGGCAUGCUGGCUAAAGUGUCACUACAUGACUCUCUGAACUCCACGGAUGGAGCUCCAGUGCCUGCUUUGCUCAGUGAUUCGGCAGAGAAAACCGAGUACCCUGACUCCAGAAUAGCACAGGCGGCAGGGCCAGGCACCACGGGACUGUCAUAUGGUCAGAGUGGGGCGAGUGACAUGGAGGCUCUGCAGGAGGUUUACAUGCAGAUCACUCACUCAGUUGGUGAGUGUGAGGAGCGAGAGAAGGAGCAUAGCAGGAGUCCCUUCUCUCUCUCCACUCCAGAAUGUUUGAAAAGAACCGCACAGCAGGCCUCCACUACAGAAUCAGAUUUACCCACUGUUGAAGAACUGAUGCACACUAUUGGACCAGAUUCGGGAAUCACCUUUGGCUUGUGUAUUGAGAGGCUAAGUGAAGUGGCUGUUGACAAGAAGGCUAAAAAAUUGGAUUCAGAGGACCAUACUUCAAAAUCUAAAGCCCAGCACUCUCCUGUGGCUCUCAGAAAAGCAGAUAAUGAGAGCCCUGCAGCAAUGGAGCCAUAUCACAGACACAGGAGCAUCACAGAAGAGGUGAAAAGGCUCAUGCAGGAGCAGGAUAACUUCUCUGAGGUAUCUCCUGUUGCCUCUGGCAGAGGCAAGAAAUCUCAGGUUCAUUCAGCUGCCUCUGGAAAAGCUUCAGUCCCAUCUGUGAGGAAUAAGAAAGCUGACAUCAAGCCAUUACCCAAAGCCUCUAUGCCAUGCAGGCCCAACAGUUUAGCUAAACCUCCAUCUCCACUGACACAAAGAAAGACUCGAAACCAGCCCUCCACAAGGAUGUCUUCUCUUAGUCAAACACGUGCUGUCAAAGGUCCAGACUCCAGCUUGAAGGUAAGCAAUGAACUUGUUGCUUCAAUCCAGUCCAUUGCUGCUUUUUUACAACACCGAAUGGAAGUAGAUGGUCCCAACACUGGCUGUCCUGACCAGUCAGACAGCAACACACAGCAAGCAAAACAUAGCAAAAGGGAGAUGGAGAAAGAGGGAGUUGCAGCCAGAGGCCAUGACCUUCCAUUGGAGUAUACCUCACUGGAGCGUAUACGUCUGCAGCUGGCUCAGAAAGAGAGAGAAUUUCUCCUCCGAGAGAAGCAGCUCCAGCAGGAGCACAGCAAUGAGAUCAGCACUCUCAAACAGGAGAACUACAUGUUGCAGAGCAAGUUGCACAGUGCAGAAGAGGCAAACAAGAAGCAGAGAUGGAGUUUUGCUGAGUCCUCAGACCCAGGAAAAGAAGAGAAACUGAGACUGAUCGAGAAAGAGAUGAAGGAGCAGGAGACUCUAAUUAAAGGCUACCAUCUAGAGAAUGAAAAAUUGUACCUGCAGAUGAAGGCCCUCCAGGCACAAAGUAAACAAAAUGAAGAGGCCAUGUUUGUAGAGAAUCAGAAACUGCUCUCUGAAUUAGCUAUCGCUAUGGAACAGUUAAAUAAGAGCAGUAUGCCAAAGACAUUGAGAAAUACAGGCACUGAUGUCCAUGGCUACAGUGUUACUGAACUAUUGUCUGAGGUGCAUGCUGCAAAGAGAAGGGAAUCGCAGCUGCAGGAAGAAACCCACAGGUUGAAGCAAGAGAAACAGGCUCUGCAGGUGGACUUGCAGAUGAUGAAAAAAGAAAGGGACUUGGCAAAAGCACAAGUGAUCUCUACCUCAGGUGAUAAAGGGUUUGAGUUGAAGCUGUUGGAGGAAAGACAUAAGGAGGAGGUGGCUGCACUGAAGAAGAGACUGCAGUGGUAUGCUGAGAAUCAGGAGCUGCUGGACAAAGAUGCAGCCAGACUCCGAUCAGCCAAUGCAGAGACACAGAGACUAACUGAGCAGGUGGAGAGGCUGAAGAUGGAGGUAGCUAAGCAAGCUAACCAGCAGCAGAAGAAAGUGAAGGAGAGGGCUGCGGAGGCCAAGAGAAUUCAGGAUCUUGAACGACAGGUGAAAGAAAUGGAGGAGAUUCUGCGCCGUAGGCACCCAAACUCUCUGCCAGCACUGAUGUUUGCUGCAGCAGCUACAGGCGGAGAAAGGGGAGGAGAAAGUCAUCCAUGUGCAGCUCCUCAGCCAUCACAUUCUGCUGCCCUGCUGGAAAGACGCAUCCACAGGCUGGAGGCUGAGCUUGAGGGCCGUGAUGAGGAAGCCAAACGCUCACUCAGAGCCAUGGAACAGCAUUUCCACAGGAUCAAGCUCCAAUAUGAGCAGCAGAUCUCUGAUUUGGAACAACGGUUAGCAGAGCAAGGCCCAGAGUGUCGUGACUGCUCAUCUAAGAAGUCAGACACCCAGUCCCAUGCAGUGCAGGAGAUGGAACAACUAAAGGAACUGCACCAGAGUGAUGGAAGUCCUCUGAAAUCCAAGGUGGCUACUUUGAAGGAGCAACUCCAUCAGGCUCAUUCCUCAGCAGUGCCAGAAAAGCCCUCAAGACACCAGAAGCAAGCAGAAGCAGCACAUAUCGCCCGGAUGGAACGCCUGAACCAGGAGCUUACCACCAAGAGCCGAACCAUCCAGGAGCUGAAGCGCACUGUGGAGCGGCUGCAAAGAGAGAGGAAGAGCAUGUUAUUUAUCCCAAAAUUCCAAUCAUCCAGCACUCUGUCCAAACAGACAGGCAAGGACCCAUCCCUUGUCCUGGCUGAGACUUUCCCAUCUACUGAGGAUGAAAAAGAUUAUCAGCCUGGAGUUUUCUCAGGCUCUCACAUUUCUGAGGUGCAGCAGGAAAAUGAGAGACUGAGGGCCAGACAGGAUCAGCUGGAACAACAGUGGUUAGAAGAAAGAGUCUCACUUCAGGCUGCCGCCACACAAGCACAUGCUGAACUCCAGAGGGCUCGGGAGCAAAACCUAGAACAGCUGGCCUUGCUCAAGACUGACCACCAAAGAGAAAUAGAGCAUCUGGUAGCUGGCCACGCCUUGGAGCAUUCCUCUUCCAAAGUUGCGGAGCUCACAAAUCAAGUGAAAUCACAGGAGGUCAUGGUGCUGCAUUUGCGUGAGCAACUGAAGGAGCUACAAAGAAUUAAAGAGGCUCUUGCUUUGUCUAAACUCCGAGAGGAGACUUUACAGAACCAGCUGUCUAAGCUUUUAGAAGAGCUAAAGCAAGCAAAAGAGGCCCACAGUCCUGAGCUGAGACACUUUGUCAGCUUGGAGCACAAAAUCCAUACCAUGGAGCUCCGAUACAAUCAACGUGAGCAAGAACUACAGCAGAUGAUUGCUCAGACACGCCUAGUGGUGGAGCAGGAGCAGCAGGCGGAGGUAAUACGCUGGAAGAGACUGGCUCAGGGGAAGGGCAGUGAGCUGGAGGCCUUCAGAAGGGAGCUGGACUCCAUACUGGAUGUGCUCCGAGAGCUGCAGAAACAGGGUGUGGUGAUUCCUGCCACACAGUACUCCUCUGCUGCUGGCUGUAUAUUCCGGCCUCUCAGAUACUGAUAUAGGGUUCUUUAUAUAACCAAGCACUACACUCAUAUGUCUGGGAGACACUUUUUGCAAUACAAAACCAUUUGAAUACUAUGGUGAGCACUAUCCAAGAUAAAACAUACCGAUUGCAUGAAUUAUACUGAUCCCUGUUAGGGCUAAGUAAGAGGUGCCAGAGUUUCCAUAUACAAUUUUUUUUUAUCCCAUUUUUAUCCUAUCACUUUUAGUGUGCAGUGCACACAGAAUACUUAGGUUUCUGUGACUUGGUUCAAGGUUCACCAGCAUUAAGUAAUUCUUAUUUGAACUCCAUUUCAGCAAUAUAAUAGAUUAGUUAGGAAAAUUAUUUGUAAGCAAAUUGUAGAUACUCUAUGAAGUACACCUCAUGUUCAACUUUUGUAACACAAUGUUUGAAUUUUGUAAUAAACUUAAGCCAAAAUGUUUUUAUCAGAUAAACUGAACCAAAUUCCAAACUUUUUAAAAAGUACAAAAGAAAAGUAUUUCCUUUCUUUUCAAAGAGGGGCUGUGCGUAAACCAAAGCCUGUCCUUCGCACCACUCUUUGCUUUGUUGAAUUUCAUUUCAUUCCUGAAAUUCUAUUUAAAUUAGUUGCUGAAGUCAGACCUAACACUAGGAUUUGAGUUCAGAUGCCAUGUGAUUUGAAUAAUGGAUAAUUCUGCUACAAAACAAGCCAUUUCAUGUGUUUGCAAAGUAAAUUGUUGCAGUUGUAACCACAUGUGAUUCAUCUAUGUGCAGUUCUCAAUGAUUAUUUGUAGUAAAAAGUGAAAACAUAAUUGUCAUAAGUUGUAAAUACUAGGAAUGUAUUCAUUCAGUCACCCCUGUGCUAGUAUUUUACACAUUUCCAUUGUAGCAAAGUGGUGUCCCUUGGUAGGCCUCAGGGGGGAAAAAAGAAUAAAAUGUCAUUUAGGUAGAGCCGCUGUUUUUAGCUGUUGAAAACUGAUCAUGCUGACAUAUUUUUCAUUGUUUAAUUUUUUAUGAAUUAUUGUUAUUGAUGUAAAAAGGAAAAGCAAAAUGUUUUUCACACUAUUUAAAAUAAAUUGAAAUUAAUUUUCUAUUAGUACUGAUCCAAAGUCUCUGUGAGUGUUUGAGUUUGAUGACUGAAGUUCCAUGUGAAGUCAACAGUUCUUAUAAAAAAUAAAAAUAAAAACUGUUUUGUCCUUGA